CAGGACGAGGCGGGGCUGGAGGUGCACCAGUUCUGGCCGCUGGUGGAGAUCCAGUGCUCCAGCGACCUGCGCUUCUUCCUGUGCAGCGUCUACACGCCCAUCUGCCUGCCGGACUACAGCAAGCCGCUGCCGCCCUGCCGCUCCGUGUGCGAGCGCGCCAAGGCGGGCUGCUCGCCGCUCAUGCGGCAGUACGGCUUCGCCUGGCCCGAGCGCAUGAGCUGCGAGCGCCUGCCCGUGCUGGGCGACUCGGAGGCGCUGUGCAUGGGCUACAACCGCAGCGAGGCCACCACGCUGCCGCCCUUCUUCGCGCAGCCCACGCCGCCCGAGCCCGCGCUGCCCGAGCCCUGCGCCCGCGCCUGCCGCUGCCGGGAGCCCUUCGUGCCCAUCGCGCACCAAUCGCACCCGCUCUACAACCGCGCCCGCGCCGGGCAUCUGCCCAACUGCGCCGUGCCCUGCUUCCAGCCCUACUUUAGCGCCGACGAGCGCACCUUCGCCGCCUUCUGGAUCGGGCUCUGGGCCAUCCUCUGCUUCCUCUCCACCGCCGCCACCGUGGCCACCUUCCUCAUCGACAUGGAGCGCUUCCAGUACCCCGAGCGCCCCAUCAUCUUCCUGUCUGCCUGCUACCUGCUGGUGUCGGCCGGCUACCUGGUGCGCCUGGUGGCUGGGCAUGCCCGCGUGGCCUGCAGCGCCGACUCGCGCCACGUGCACUACGAGACCACGGGCCCCGCGCUCUGCACGCUGGUCUUCCUGCUCGUCUACUUCUUCGGCAUGGCCAGCUCCAUCUGGUGGGUCAUCCUCUCGCUCACCUGGUUCCUGGCAGCCGGCAUGAAGUGGGGCAACGAGGCCAUCGCCAGCUACUCGCCCUACUUCCACCUGGCUGCCUGGCUGCUGCCCAGCGCCAAGGCCAUUGCCGUGCUGGCGCUGGGCUCGGUGGAUGGCGACCCAGUGGCCGGCAUCUGCUACGUGGGCAACCAGAGCGUGGACAACCUGCGCGGCUUCGUGCUGGCACCCCUCGUGCUUUACCUGCUCACCGAGGCUUUCCGCAUCCGCAGCGUGAUCAAGCAGGGUGGCACCAAGACAGACAAGCUGGAGAAGCUCAUGAUUCGCAUUGGCGUCUUCAGCCUGCUCUACACCGUGCCCGCCGCUGCCGUCGUGGCCUGCCACGUCUAUGAACAGCACUCACGGGAGCGCUGGGAACGCGCCCACGCCUGCGCCUGCCCUGGCGAGCCGCCACCUGCCAAGCCUGACUAUGCUGUCUUCAUGCUCAAGUACUUCAUGGGCCUGGCUGUGGGCAUCACAUCCGGCGUCUGGAUCUGGUCGGGGAAGACGCUGGAGUCCUGGCGUCGCUUCUCAGGGCAGUGUUGCCGCAGCACCAAGCCUGCUGGGGCCGCCCUGGACAGCACGGCACUGGCAGCCAGGGCGGGCGCUGCCGCUGCCUACCACAAACAGGAAAAGGACUGUACUUGUAGCAAGUUUGUGCCCUCUGGAUUCAACGAGCAUCAUAUCAAUGAAUGGUUGGCAUGGUACUGAUCUCCACCCCACCCCACCUACUUGUGGACAGGUGUUGUGUUUACUCUAGAUAGCCUGCAAUGAGGCCAGCACAUACCUGGGCAGCUUGCUGCCAGCUAAUGAGUGCUGCUGCCAUAGUUAGGACUAGAAGUUGAUUCAUAGCGCAUCUCAAUACAAAUCAAAGUAUACAACUGUUGAUUUCAGCAUUUAGUUAAACUUUACCCAGUGCACGUUACAGCCUGCAAAGGAGGUAAGGAAAGAUAAACUUGUCUAUUCAGGAACAGUAACAUUUAGAAACAGAGGGUAUUUCCAAACCAUGGCUUUGAACAAAAUUUCCUUUCAAGCUUGCGGUUUGGAAACCAAAGUGGUUGCUAUUCACCGUCCAAGGAGCAAUGAAUGAUGGAGGGGGACCCAUUUUUGGGCACAUCUAGAGGAAGCACAUGGAAGACUUUCCCCUGAAGUACAUACCAGGCAGGGCUCUCUACCUUUUCAAUGGAUGCAACAUCAUUUUUACCUUUUUGUUAUUUGACAUUAAAGAUACAACAAAAUUAAUAAACCAGUUCUCAAGAGCAGAUUUCUAGUUUUGCCUUUCUUGUUACUGGGUGGAAGGAGGCACCACUGAACAGGAACCAAAUUUCCACUUAAGAUGCGUCAGUGUCUUUAGUUUCUU
Molecule: messenger RNA, 2179 nt
Organism: Alligator sinensis (Chinese alligator)
Lineage: Eukaryota; Metazoa; Chordata; Crocodylia; Alligatoridae
Gene: FZD5
Product: frizzled class receptor 5
Biological process (GO): non-canonical Wnt signaling pathway; canonical Wnt signaling pathway
Cellular component (GO): plasma membrane
Molecular function (GO): Wnt receptor activity; Wnt-protein binding
Source: RefSeq, a predicted model, not a curated record